Miscanthus lutarioriparius is the source of this 1038-nucleotide messenger RNA. The record is from the annotation of a GenBank genome assembly. NCBI's taxonomy places the organism in Eukaryota, Viridiplantae, Streptophyta, Magnoliopsida, Poales, Poaceae.
AUGGAGCAGCGGAGAUGGCUCGCGGCAGCCGUUUUGAUGUGCCUGCUUGUGCUUUGCUCCGGGAGAGAACUCAAGACCAAACAUGCGCCCAUAUAUGACCCAGCGCUUGCCCGGACACUUGCUGAAUAUACUUCUGCUGUCUAUACUGCUGACCUGACCCAACUGUUUACAUGGACGUGUGAAAGAUGUUGUGACUUAACAGAGGGGUUCGAGGUGAUAGAGCUGAUUGUUGAUGUGAAAAAUUGCUUACAGGCAUAUGUUGGAUUUGCUAGAGACAUGAAUGCAGUUAUAGUUGUGUUCAGGGGCACUCAAGAAAACAGCAUUCAGAACUGGAUAGAAGACUUAUUCUGGAAACAACUUGAUCUCGACUACCCAGGCAUGCCUGAAGCAAAGGUUCAUAGUGGAUUUUAUUCUGCUUACCAUAACACAACAAUGCGUGACGGAGUUGUCAGAGGUAUUAAAAGUACUAGGGAACUGUAUGGUGAUAUUCCCAUCACGGUCACAGGACAUUCCAUGGGAGGAGCUAUGGCUUCAUUUUGCGCCCUUGAUCUUGUUGUUAAUCUUGGGUUCAAGGAUGUGACACUCAUGACAUUUGGGCAACCUCGGAUUGGCAAUGCUAUAUUUGCUUCUAAUUUCAAAAGAUAUUUGCCGAAUGCAAUUCGAGUGACCAAUGCACAUGAUAUUGUACCUCAUUUACCCCCAUACUAUCACUACUUUCCACAAAAGACAUACCACCAUUUCCCCCGAGAGGUAUGGAUUCAUAAUGUUGGCCUAGGAAGCCUCAUCAUAUAUUCGAUUGCGGAAAUUUGUGAUGAUUCUGGAGAAGACCCGACUUGUAGCAGGUCUGUGAGUGGAAACAGCGUGCAUGACCAUAUACACUAUCUUGGCAUCAGCAUGCAUGCCGAGUCAUGGGAACAUUGCAGAAUCGUUACCGACAAUAGAACCCUGCCACAGCAGUAUAAGAUGGAUCCUGAUGGCAAUAUAAUCUUGUCGAAGCAGCCUGGCUUAUCAGUGAAUGAACUACACAGUGCACAAUGA